GGUUCUGCAGCAUACGAGUUCCUGUCUGUGGACUAUACCGAGAGGAAGUGGAAAGGUCCGGCACUCAGUCAGAGAGCCGUGUACCGGAGCCUCAUGCCGGAAAAUUAUCGCAGAGUGGCCUCAUUGGAUUCCAAAGGAAAGAUUGAACUGUUCAGUUUCCUAUGAUUCCAGAUGACCAAGAUACCAAAGACAUAUUUUGAGUCAUAUUUCAAAUUAUCGAUCCCUUUCUUAAUUUUCGUAGGAAUGCAGUACUGCCUUCUACCAGUUCAGUGCCCCAGGGACUAGAGGACCCCCACUUUUAGAGCUCUGCUGUCCCCUGCAUGCUUUUCUGAACCCAUGGCUUCUCUGAAUCUUGUCAUUGUCCUCACACGUGAGAAUCACUUUUUUUGGUCCGUUUUUUUCCUAAUUGUGCUUGCCUACACUGUUUCUCAUAUUUGACUUGAGGAAUUUGCCACUCCUCUCUCCCCUCAAUAUCUUUGCUGAGAACCGUGGAAGCAGACAAUGGCAUGGUUGGAAAGGAUGUUAGAGUUCAUCAUUUUACUAAGUGACUUCUGUAAGAUCACCCGUCUGUACAGUCUGUUCUCUUGCCCUCCAGUUGCUCUUUUUUUUUUUUUCCUUUUAAGUUUAUUUAUUUAUUUUGAGAGGGAGAGAGAACGCAAGUUGGGGAGGGGCAGAGAGAGAGGGAGAGAGCAUCCCAAGCAGUCUCUGCUCGGCAUGGAGCCCAACACAUGGCUCGACCCCACGACUGCAAGAUCACGACCUGAACCGAUACCAAGAGUCAGAUGCCUAACCGACUGAGCCACUCAGGUGCCCCUAAUUGCUCUUUUGAAUUGGGUAAUUAAUUGGAGCAAUUAAGAGCUAUCAGGACAGAGCUCUGUCCACUCUCUUCCCCCCUCAUCGUCCUUCCCCUGUUCAUCUUUCUGUCCAUGAAGAAAAACUUGAGCUAGUUCCCACUUUUGUCCUGUUCUUACUGUGUCGCCUCUUAAUGUGUCCCCUAAUGUGAAGGUUUUUUCAGGUACGUAGACUCCUGAUGAUUCUGUUUCCUUAAUAGGAUGCAAAAUGAAUAAAAGUUGUUUUCUUCUCUCUUUUGGCAGCAAAUGAGACUAGGAUGGAGUGUCCAGAUUUGCCUGCAAAGCAGGAAGUUUCUAAAGGACUGGGGUCAUCUGAUGGGGCAUCAGGAGGCCUCUGUGGGGUGGUUUCUGGGGAACCAGAGGCAGGAACUGCCUAUGAAGGUGCUUUAGAGAAGCUGGAAGGGCAACCCUCAGAUGAGGAAGGGAGCAGACUGGAAAGUGAUUUCUUCAAACUAACACACAAGGAUAAAGGUAAAUCCACAAAAGAUGGAUGUGAUGAAUAUAAGGAUCCAAAUCUGUCCUCUAGUGCUACAGAUCAUCAGAGAGUUCUCAAGGGACAGAAAUUUUACCAGUGUGAUGAAUGUGGUAAAGCUUUUAAUUGGAGUUCACAUCUCAUUGGGCACCAGAGAAUCCAUACUGGAGAGAAACCCUAUGAGUGUAAUGAGUGUGGGAAGACUUUCAGGCAGACCUCUCAGCUCAUAGUUCAUCUCAGAACCCAUACAGGGGAAAAACCCUAUGAGUGCAGUGAGUGUGGAAAGACUUACCGACACAGCUCCCAUCUUAUUCAACACCAGAGACUCCAUAAUGGCGAGAAACCAUAUAAAUGCAAUGAUUGUGGAAAAGCUUUCAACGAGAGUUCCAAGCUCUUUGACCAUCAAAGAACCCAUACUGGAGAGAAACCUUAUGAAUGCACUGAGUGUGGGGCUGCCUUUAGUCGGAGUAAAAAUCUUGUUCGACAUCAGGUACUUCACACUGGUAAGAAACCUCACAAGUGUAGUGAAUGUGGGAAAGCUUUCUGUUCUAAUAGAAAUCUUACUGAUCAUCAGAGAAUCCAUACUGGCGAAAAGCCUUAUGAGUGUAAUGAAUGUGGCAAGGCCUUCAGUCGGAGUAAAUGUCUUAUUCGACAUCAGAGUCUCCACACUGGGGAAAAACCGUACAAAUGCAGUGAGUGUGGGAAAGCCUUUAGUCAGAUCUCUCAACUUGUUGAUCAUGAGCGAAUUCAUACUGGAGAAAAACCUUUUGAAUGUAAUGAAUGUGGUAAGGCAUUCAGUCUCAGUAAAUGUCUUAUUCGACAUCAGAGACUUCACACAGGUGAAAAGCCCUAUAAAUGCAACGAGUGUGGAAAAUCCUUCAAUCAGAACUCAUACCUCAUUAUACACCAGAGAAUUCACACUGGUGAGAAGCCUUAUGAAUGUAAUGAGUGUGGAAAGGUCUUUAGUCAUAAUUCUAGCCUUAUGGUUCAUCAAAGAACCCAUACUGGGGAGAAACCCUAUAAAUGCAAUGAUUGUGGGAAAGCUUUUAGUGACAGCUCACAGCUCACUGUGCAUCAGAGAGUUCACACUGGAGAGAAGCCCUACGAGUGUAUUGAGUGUGGGAAAGCCUUUAGUCAGCGUUCCACUUUCAAUCACCACCAGCGAACUCACACUGGAGAGAAGCACUCAGUUCUGGCUCGCUCAGUUAGUUAAGACAUUCUCUAAAAGCCAGAAACUUGAGUUAAAUUCAUUGUUUUUGUAAGAAAGAUGCUCACCCUGAUCUCUUGGUAUCACUGAUGAACAGCCAUUCCCUACAUUCUGCUGGGUCAUAAAGUUGGAAGAGUCACAGUGCCAUCAUUCCCCACUAUCAGGGAAGUAAGAACGACAGAUUUCAGGUAGUUGUAGGUUUCCUUCCUUCUCUCUCUCUUCAAAAAUAUAGCUCUGGUUUUUGAAUCCCAUAGUCAGAUUGUGUGCUUGUCAAAGACAGUGAUUACAUGCUUCUUUUCUAUUGCAGCUAAUUCAUUUCACAUUUACGUAAAGUUACUCUGCAGUGCUCUGAUACUUACCUAUCUUGGGCAUGGCCUUUUCAAAAGUUCUGUUGUGAUCUAGAUCCUCAUCACCAGUAUUCCCUACCUAGAAAAGCUCUUCUUAUUUGUUAAUGUUGGCCUCUCAGACCCUUUAAGAUCCAGCUCAUCUCAGAAAGACUCUUCUUGAAAUGCUUUUCCUUCCUCCUAAACUUCUGUUGAUUUGACCUCAUGCUUCAACUUACUUUGUGCUGUAAUUUGCAAUUGUUAUUAAAUUGUCUUGACAACUAUUCUCAAUGCAUAUGUGUAUAGUUUCAUACCAAUUUAAUGUAGGCUGUUUGAGGUCGGGUAUGGGAUCUUUGUCUUUUAGCACAUAGACAAUUCUCAUAUACUAGUUGUUUAAUAAAUAAGUUUUAAAAAUUCA
Messenger RNA from Prionailurus viverrinus (fishing cat), 3271 nucleotides. RefSeq names its product zinc finger protein with KRAB and SCAN domains 7-like. Gene Ontology annotation, molecular function: DNA-binding transcription repressor activity, RNA polymerase II-specific. The record is from RefSeq and is a predicted model, not a curated record. Gene Ontology annotation, biological process: negative regulation of transcription by RNA polymerase II. Lineage: Eukaryota; Metazoa; Chordata; Mammalia; Carnivora; Felidae. The coding region runs from base 1109 to 2536 and encodes 475 amino acids. The transcript has 2 exons.